Messenger RNA from Rhizophagus irregularis DAOM 181602=DAOM 197198, 890 nucleotides. NCBI's taxonomy places the organism in Eukaryota, Fungi, Glomeromycota, Glomeromycetes, Glomerales, Glomeraceae. The record is from RefSeq and is a predicted model, not a curated record.
AAUCAAAAACAAAAAAAGAUUAAACGUCGUAUUUUAUCAAAAUGUCUCUUAUUAAUCGCGUUCUCCCAUCACUCGCCAAUGAUAUUGGUCGAGCAUUUUCAUUAUUAGACGAACCACUGUUUAAUGUUGCUCGUCGCUUCCCUGCUUCUUUUCCUACCUUAUCUGAUCAACAAAGCUUCUUUCGCCCUUCUGUUGACGUUUUAGAAAAUGAUAAAAACUAUGUCAUUGAAGCUGAAGUACCUGGCAUGAAAAAGGAGGAUUUAUCCGUAGAAUUCUUAGAUGAUGGCACACUAAUUAUGAAAGGUAAAAUUGAGCAAGGAACUGCGCCCUCUACUGAGGGAAUGCGAACUGUUGAUACUGAUACUAGUGGUAUUGUUAGUACUGGAACCAAACCAACUUUUUGGACUUCCGAAAGAGUAAGAGGUCAUUUUCAACGUUCAUUCCAAUUUCCUGGCAGAAUCGAUCCAGAAAACGUAAAAGCUUCUUAUAAAGAUGGCCUUUUGUCGAUCGUUGUUCCCAAAGUUGAGAAAAGUGGAAAACAAAUUACAAUUGAAUAAUUGAACAAAAAAUUGCGUAAAUUAACUUCCAAUUCGUAUAUAUCAAAAUUUAUACAGUAAUUGUAAUUCAAACUCUGGUGGGAUAGCUAGAAUGGCAAUGGAAUUAGAAUAGCUUUUUUUUUUCAUUUAUAAAUAUUCUUUUUCUUCAAAAAAAAUUAUAGUUACGUAAAUUUUGUAAUAAAUUAUAAUUAAAAAUUCACGCAAAUAAAUUUUUUUACGAUCUAUUUUUUAUAUCGUAAUGAUAAAAAAAAAUAAAAUAAAGUUGUACUUUUAUAUUUUUUAUUAAGUAUUUAAAAGACAUCAUGAACGAUUCCCCAACAGGAUAUUUGCAGA